CAAGCAGUUGCGCAGUGACGACACACCUGCUAACGCUUCCACUAUUCGUCGUUGCUAAUACUCGCUGUCGUCACGUACGCCUCGAUCCAGUGACACUGCUGUUCGUCCAGCCUGAGCGCUGAGAGAUACGAGUACGACACUCGAAUCGAUCGGUAAAUAAUACCAAUGGCGGCGGCGCCGGCGUCCUCCUCUGCCGCUUCCGCGGCGGACAGCAGGGAGGAGAUCGUCUUCUUGGACGUGGAGACGUCGACCCCGCCGCGCGUGCUACUCGAGUUCGGCGCCGUAGUCGUCUGCUCGCGCAGGCUCGUCGACGUCUCCUCCUACGCCACGCUCGUCCGCCCCGCCGACCCUGACGCUGCUGUCCCGGACCCGACCGCGCGGUGCAGCGGCAUCACGCGCGACGCCGUCGCCGACGCGCCGCCGUUCAGGGACGUCGCCGAUAAAGUCUACGACGUCCUGCACGGGAGAGUGUGGGCUGGGCACAACAUCGUGAAGUUCGAUUCAGUGAUAAUAAGGGACGCGUUCGCGGAGAUCGGGCGACCCCCUCCUGAACCCAAGGGCAUGGUCGACACCCUUCCCCUGCUUACCCAGUGGUUUGGACCGAGAGCCGGGGACAUGAAGCUGGCAAGCUUGGCGAAUUAUUUUGGACUUGGGAAGCAAAGGCACAGGAGCCUUGAUGAUGUGAAAAUGAAUAUCGACGUGCUCAAGAACUGUGCUACAGUCUUGUUCCUGGAGGAAAGUCUUCGAGGGGUGCUUCCUGUUCAGAACAUGUUGGAGGGUGCAACAAUCAGAACCCAAGGAACAAGUGAUCCUGCCACAAACAGAGAUUCCAACGAGUUGGUGGGAUCCCAUGUUGAGGAAAUGGUGUUAGACACCACUACGCAGAUGGAUGCAAGAAGUUCCAUUGGUUUUUCUGGGUUUGUUGAGGUAGAUGACGUUUCAAUAGAGAGUAUAAAAAUCUCAGUUAUGCUAUUACAACACCGAUCUGGACCGAGAACAAUUUUGCAGCACAAGGGUGCCCAACUUCAUCUAAGUUGUGCAGAUCUGGAAGUCCGUUGGGUCAGCUCAAAGGUUCUACGACCACAGCUGAGCAUAAGGGUUGACAUACCUGAUAAUCUUAGUAAGGUAUUAGUGUUUUGCGACAAUCUAGCACAAAGUUCAUCUCCGGAAGGCCGCAGUAGUUCUCCAUGGAAACCCCUUAUUAAGAGAUAUGGAAACGCCAAUCGUCCAACGGUCCGGCUGAACAUCCCUACCGUUGUCAGUGGCAACACUGCAAUGUACUCGACACAAAUAUACCAAAAGGAUUGCAAUGGUGUCAUUCCAAAGCUUGCUUCCAGAAAGAUAGAUGCAGCGAAUCUGGAAUCCAUGCUUCAAGGGAAAAAGGUGGAUGCGUUCUUCUCACUGGAAAUAUAUGGCUACCAGCAAAAUGCUGGUAUUCGAUUGGUUGCUAAGAGGCUAGACGUUCACUUCUGAAGGGACCAUGCCAAGUUCUAUCCUCCUAUCACUAUAAAACAGGCUCUUGUCCCCACUUUAGCCACCUUAGCCUCUAUCAAUAGUAGCAGGUCGUGUGUUAGUGUGUACAACAUGUGGCCAUAUAUCUACACAAGAUAUUAAGAUGUAGCAUGUUCUUGAUAUAUGUUUGGUCAGAGAUAGAUCCUUUUUUGCGGAGUAAUAGAUGAAAAUGUGUGGGAGGAGAUGAUGGAGAGGAGAUGUCAGAUUGUAGCCCUAUGAGACGCAGGUGUUUUAGGUGCAUGAGGUAGUCAAUUAUUAGCUGUAGGGGAACACUAAAGCUAAGUUCAUUAAAUAAAAGAGCCUGAACUUUCACGGCUUGUAGUGUGGCAGCAGUAAAAGAAGAACGUGCAGAUUCUGAGAA
Molecule: messenger RNA, 1873 nt
Organism: Sorghum bicolor (sorghum)
Lineage: Eukaryota; Viridiplantae; Streptophyta; Magnoliopsida; Poales; Poaceae
Product: protein NEN1
Exons: 6
Coding region: 166-1473 (435 amino acids)
Molecular function (GO): 3'-5' exonuclease activity; nucleic acid binding
Source: RefSeq, a predicted model, not a curated record